AUGUCUGUGCGGAAAGCCCACAAUUCGGGGCGAAAUCAUUUGAGAAACGUCGUGGAAUACUAUCAGCAAAUUGGUCAUGAAAAGGCACAGUCUGUCAUCGACUCGAUCACCUCUUCCUAUGCUGCGGAAGGACAAGCCAAUCCCAUGUUCCAGCAGGGUGCCGGAGGAUUUCCUCCGCCGCCAGGAUUUCCAGGAAUGCCUGGCAUGCCGCCCCCGCCCUUUGGUCUACCAGGAGCUCCUCCGCCAGGUCCUGGAGGAGUUGUACCGCCACCUGGUGGUCGUGGCGUGCCAUUUCCCCCGUUCCCGCCGAACGGUGCUCCGCCUCCACCUCUCCCUAAUGGCCUUCCUUUCCCUCCCCCAGGUGCUUUCCCUCCGAACUUUCAGAUUCCUCCUCCAGGUGCUGCUGGGGCCUUCCCUCCUCCUCCCGGCCAAGCCCAUCAGCACGCCCCCGGAGGCCCUUCUCCUGCCCCUGGCGCUGGCCCCAGCCCUGUCCAAGGGCCUCCUCCCAGUUUCAAUGCGGGCGCGGCCGGCACUGGAUCAAACGAUAGCCGGCGCUGA
This is a messenger RNA of Exophiala dermatitidis NIH/UT8656, 558 nucleotides long. RefSeq lists its product as uncharacterized. The coding region runs from base 1 to 558 and encodes 185 amino acids. Gene Ontology annotation, biological process: spliceosomal snRNP assembly; mRNA splicing, via spliceosome; mRNA 5'-splice site recognition. Gene Ontology annotation, cellular component: U1 snRNP. The transcript is spliced from 3 exons. Lineage: Eukaryota; Fungi; Ascomycota; Eurotiomycetes; Chaetothyriales; Herpotrichiellaceae. The record is from RefSeq and is a predicted model, not a curated record. Gene Ontology annotation, molecular function: zinc ion binding; pre-mRNA 5'-splice site binding.